Micropterus dolomieu (smallmouth bass) is the source of this 4950-nucleotide messenger RNA. RefSeq names its product protein kinase, cAMP-dependent, regulatory, type I, alpha (tissue specific extinguisher 1) a (gene prkar1aa). Gene Ontology annotation, biological process: regulation of protein phosphorylation. Gene Ontology annotation, molecular function: cAMP-dependent protein kinase regulator activity. Gene Ontology annotation, cellular component: cAMP-dependent protein kinase complex. Lineage: Eukaryota; Metazoa; Chordata; Actinopteri; Centrarchiformes; Centrarchidae. The transcript has 11 exons. The coding region runs from base 156 to 1349 and encodes 397 amino acids. The record is from RefSeq and is a predicted model, not a curated record.
CUAAUCAAUUAACCGAGGAGAAAAGUUUGCGAAUUAGUUUGUUUGCGAAUUAGAUUUUUUGUGAAAACAGGAAGUUUCUUAGUCCUGUCUACUAUUUUUGAGGGGAUACUUUUAUUGUGAAAGAAUCCAGGCGGAAGUGGUAGUUUUCUUCUGUUAUGAAGAAAAACAAGCAGAACACACGUCAUUUCAUAUUUGGUCACAAGGUAAAGAUGGCAUCAAGCAGUGCGAGCAGUGAGGAGGAGCAGAGCCUCAGAGAGUGUGAGCAGUAUGUCCAGAAACACAACAUCCAGCAACUGCUCAAGGACUGUAUCAUCCAGCUGUGCACGGCCCGGCCUGACCGGCCUAUGGCCUUCCUCAGGGACUACUUUGAAAGACUGGAAAAGGAGGAGGCCCAGCAGGUGGCUUUGCAGCAGAAAUCUAGCUCACGGUCAGACUCCCGUGAAGAUGAAGUUUCUCCACCCAUGAACCCUGUGGUGAGGGGUCGGAACCGGAGAGGAGCCAUCAGUGCAGAGGUGUACACAGAGGAAGACGCUGCCUCCUAUGUCAGAAAGGUCAUCCCAAAAGACUACAAGUCCAUGGCUGCCCUGGCCAAAGCCAUGGAGAAGAAUGUGCUGUUUGCCCACUUGGAUGACAAUGAGAGGAGCGACAUUUUUGAUGCAAUGUUUUCUGUCAACUACAUUGCUGGAGAAACGGUCAUCCAACAAGGUGAUGAGGGAGACAACUUCUAUGUUAUUGACCAGGGAGAGAUGGACGUUUAUGUGAACAAUGAAUGGGUGACCAGCAUUGGUGAGGGAGGCAGUUUUGGGGAGCUGGCUCUGAUCUAUGGGACCCCUCGUGCAGCAACUGUCCGGGCCAAGUCCAAUGUCAAGCUGUGGGGCAUCGACAGAGACAGCUACAGAAGAAUACUGAUGGGGAGCACUUUGAGAAAACGCAAGAUGUAUGAGGAGUUCCUCAGCAAGGUGUCCAUUUUAGAGUCUCUGGAUAAGUGGGAGCGUCUGACAGUGGCUGAUGCCUUGGAGACGGUGCAGUUUGAGGAUGGCCAGAAAAUUGUUGUGCAAGGAGAGCCUGGUGACGAGUUCUUCAUCAUCCUGGAGGGGACAGCAGCGGUGCUUCAGAGGCGGUCAGAGGAUGAGGAAUUUGUGGAGGUUGGCAGACUUGGACCCUCAGAUUACUUUGGUGAGAUUGCCUUGUUGAUGAACCGGCCCCGGGCCGCCACUGUUGUUGCAUGUGGACCCCUCAAGUGUGUCAAACUGGACCGGCCGAGGUUUGAGCGAGUCCUGGGUCCCUGCUCUGACAUCCUGAAGAGAAACAUUGAGCAGUACAACAGCUUUGUUUCCCUCUCUGUCUGAGCUCGGCACUCAGACCUUCCUUUUCUCUACUGCAGGGCUUUAUUUUCCUACUUCUUCUGUCUUUCACGUAUGUUACAGCACCCACAUGACCCACGUGACCCUUCACAAGAUCACUUUAAUACAUCAGCUUGUCAUCGUUCUUUAUUUCUUAUUUAUUUUAUUCUCUGUAUAUGUACUCAGGAGAUAGGAUUUGUUUUGUGUGAAUGGAAGAGUUUGAUGUCAGACACAGUUCAGAGGGUUGCUUCACCACCUGAAGUUAUAAUCCCAAUACAAAUAGCUGAAAUAUAAUGUAGUGGAUGCCUGCCUGACUCUGCGAUCACACUGUGAUCACUGUAAGUUCAGAGGUUACAUUAUAUAGUACUGAGAGCUUCACAACAAGAUGUGUAAAGAUUGUGUCAAAUCUCUGUAGUUCUAGAGCAUGACAGGCUGAUAAAUGGAUCAUUAAAAAUGGAAUAUUUAUAUAAAAUUAUACAAAAGACAUUCAUACAGACAUGAUAUGAAGCAUUAUAUUGUCAAAAUGAAACUCGUGCAGAUGAAAUAGCUAGAGUCAAAAGAGGACAGGAUAUUCAUAGUUUAAAUGAAUUUGUUCCAUAGUGGAAAAAUGACCAACCCAAAAAUACUCAUUAUCAGACGGUGUGAAUGCACAAUGUCAGAGAGGCUGUGACGGAUGGUUUCACGCUGACUGGGUAAGGCUUUGUGUUUUUGAAGCAGUACGCCAAGUUUUGUCUGUGUGUGCUGCUGCUCUUUUCUAUUUGUGGAGAUGUUUUAGCCAUGCUAGCAGCAGGAUUCUGGGGAUGGAAUUGUUGGUCAUCUGGACCACAGCUUUGGACUGUACUGAAAUAUCUUAGCCAUAAAAUAUGGUCGUCCAUUUCCCCAUCGGAAAGAUUUGUAAUCACUUUGGUGACCCUCAAACUUUCCUUCUGGUACCAUCAUCUGGUUCAAAUUUCAAUUUAUACUUCAUGCUAAUUAGUAAAUGUUAGCAUGCUAACACGCUAAACUAUGCUGGUAAAUGGUGGUAGCACACUGGAGUUAGCACUUAGCUCACAGCACCGCUGUGCCCAAGUAAAGCCUCACAGCUAGCAUGGCUUAGACUGUUUUUGGGGGGUUUGUUGUUUUUUCAUUGGUUGUCCUGGUUUUCCUUGCUGCACCAGCCAUAUAUGAUUUUACCAUGAAAAGAAAUUAUAUAAAAAAACUAAACAAAGAUAGUAAAUGCACAAUUUAUUUCCAAUUAAACUUUACAUUUUGGUAAUUUUAUGGUUUUCCUUACCCAUUGCUAAAUGUAAAUUGAGCUUUCAGUUUGAAGACCUCCAUUUGAACUUUUCUGUUUAAUGUUUCAGGUUCUUAAAUUUCACUGAAAGCUUGACUGAAUUUCACUUUUGUAUUUACUGCUUUUUUAAUAUUUAAUCGAUAAUAGAGUAAAUAAGAACAACUACAUUUUCUCUUUCUCUUCCUUCUGUUUAAAUAUAAUUAUAUUUCUGGGUGAAAUUACUAACUUUGAUUUAGUUGGCAGUGUAGGUAUCCCUUUAACUCAGCUGACAUCUUAUCUUCACAGCUCUGCUACAAAUCUAUAUAUUACCAUUAAAUGACUAUUUUUUUGUAAUAUACAAAAUGAUAUAAUCAAAGAGAAAAUGUUUAUAUGCUGUUAAGUUCACUGUUUCAUGUACUUCUGAUCCUGUCAUUUGAAGGGAGUGCAGAAAUGGUACCUGUUGAAAGAUCAGACUUUGUGCAGUAAAUAUGGAAGACAGACGGCAUCACAACCAAGCUGGUGCCAAAUAUGAUGCUGGACUUUCCAUAUAUCAGUCUUAAUAAGGAACUUAAAAAGACAGUGUUUUGGGGGUUUGCAUUAGUCCAUGGACAAACAGUUUGAUGCCCCCCACCCCUUUUACUUGAUUAGCAAUUGAGAGGGACUUCAAAAGUGCUUAUUUCUGCACACCCUAUUGAUGUAGUAACUGGUGAUAAUUAUAUUUUUUAAAUCCCGUACUGAUAAACACACUACUUGCAUGAAUCAAAUCAAACAAUGGCCUUUUCAUAAACAGCUAGUGUUGUAUUAAUGAUGCACUUCAGUCAUUUAGUAUAGCACUUCAAUAAAGCUGGAGGACUUAAAAAUAAAAGGAUUUAAAAAAGAAUUUUCAAAAUCUCAGCAGCAGAGCUGAUUGCCUGACUCCCAAAUGUAUGUUAAGCUCCCAAAACACUGGAUCCUACGUUUCCCACAAUGCAACUUCUUUUGUUUGAAUCCCCUGUGCCUUGUCAACACACAGCUUUUAAAAGUCCAUGUUCCCAAUUUGUAAGACAGAUGUCUCCAAGCCCAAGGUAACUGAAAAUCACUAUGACAUCAUCAAGGUUUCUUUUUCUCAGACUUGAGAAGCUUUUUCUUAAUCUCAUCAUGAACUCCACAUGAUGAGUAAACUGAUCUUAAUGUGUAAAAUGUGUUGGUAGAGUCUUUAAUGAAUUAUCUGUUUGUAAUCAAGCAAACGUGUCUGUUACAUCACAGGUAUGUGACAGCCAUUAAAUUAGCACUGGUCCAUUCCAGCAAUAGGCAGUAAGGCUGUCAAUACUGAGUAUUGGAGUUUUUGUACCAAUACCAUAACAAUGUUUUUUCUGAUACCUUACUUUCAGAAAUAUAAACAUUUUUUACAAAGUCCUUAUGGGUUGUCAAAUGUGACAUGAUGUCCAAACAGAAACUGCUGUACAAGAAUUUUAUGCUAAAUUUGAAUAGUCUAAAAUGUAUCUUCAAUCAAGUUGAUGAAGUGAUGUUCAAGCAAACUUUUGUCCACCCAUAAUCACUCACUGUUUAAUGGCUCUGAUCUGUAUGUUUUUCUAAGAUGUCUUAAUUCAGUAGUGUUACAUGAUUUGCCAUCUAAACAGUAUGGUGUCCUCUAGGCUUGUUAAUGUACUUUUUUGUCAGCUGUGUCUUAUUUACAGUAUUUCUGACACACUAGAUGGUCAAAAUCUAAAUCAGCCAGAGCUGAGAAACUGAGUGUGAAUAUGUGGAGACGUCUCCACUCAGAAACCUGGCUUGUCGUUUAUUUUCCUAGUUACACUGCUCACUGUACGCCACUCAGUCAGACCAUCAGUGUUUGUAGAACUAAAAAAGCAGAAGCCUGCAGUGAGUCUCUACAGAGGACCAUUCUUUUCUGUAGUUUUUGUGCCUUUCCUCAGAUUGAUUGGAAUGAUUGUGCUUAAAGGUCCAGUGUGUAAGGUUUGGGGGGGGAUCUAUUGACAGAAAUUGAAUAUAAUGAAAUGAAAAUUUGUUUUCAUUCCUAUAUAAUCAGCUGAAAUAUCUACAGAGGGAGCGGUCCUCUUCCACGGAGUCCCUCAUGUUGCACUGCCGUGCUUCUUUUGCAGCGCAGAACAGACAAACCAAACACUGGCUCUAGAGAGGGCCUUUUGCAUUUUCUUUAGAGUUAGGGGCCACCCUAGGUUUUCUUACAUGCUUGGAACAGCAAGGUGAGGAGAAUGGGUUUCAGUUGGUUACCUCACCUACUCACCGCUAGAUGCCACUAAAUCCUGCACACUGGUCUUUUAAAUGUUGGUGCGUUUUAGAUUUCUGUGUAGGACGUCCUUGCAGCAGUGCAAGCAAUAAAGAGAACAGUCUUUUCAA